This is a messenger RNA of Trichomonas vaginalis G3, 558 nucleotides long. RefSeq lists its product as uncharacterized. The transcript has a single exon. Bases 1 to 558 code for a protein of 185 amino acids. The record is from RefSeq and is a predicted model, not a curated record. NCBI's taxonomy places the organism in Eukaryota, Parabasalia, Trichomonadida, Trichomonadidae.
AUGUUCAAGAAGAAAGACAAUGGCCGCGACAAGUUCCAGAUUCUUAUUGCAACAGUAAGAGGCAAACUUGUCAAUGUAAAACAAAUGCAUGAAUACGCUGCAAGAGCUCUAAUCCGCGCUAUAGAAUCCGGAAAGAAAGUUGAUAUCAGAUCCAAGGUAAUGAGCGAAUAUAAAUUAAAACAACAGCUCGAUGCAAUGAAUCUAAUUGCCGAAAAUGGUCGCGAACUCUUAAAAUGUUAUGCUGACCUUUGGACUGAUCAUCCAUCCGAGUCUCUUCAGAACCAGUACAUUGAAAUCUUUUCAUAUAGGGAGAUGGUUAACAUGCCUCAGGUUGUUGAACAUUGGAAUAAUUUUCCAAUCAAAGGAGCUUCUCAAGAAUUAAAGGAGUACGAGGAGCUUCUUGAUGAUGAUGAAAUCGCUGAAUAUUUGAAUGAUUUCGCCAGUGUAAACAAAAUUAAUGAUAAAGGUAAAGAAUAUUUAAGGAUCCUUUAUCCUUGCGGUAAUGUACUUGAUAUGAUUCCAACAGGAACACCAAUGUAUCCACCACCUCCAAAUUAA